GUGCUAGCUCCGGGGGCGGGGCGGUAGCGGGAGUGAGGGCCGCUCGGACUCCGGUGCACUGGGGCCCCCUCCGUGGGCCCCACAACUCGGUCCCCGGGCCGCCCCUACGCGCUAGGGUGGGCCGGGACCUGUUUCCGGGAACGGGAGCCGCCGCCUUCGUCAGGAGCACAAUGGCAGCCACAGUCAGGAGGCAGAGGCCAAGGAGGCCAGCCUGUUGGGCCUUGAUGACUGUGCUCUUGGCAGAUCUGUUGGCGCUGAGUGACACGCUGGCAGUGAUGUCUGUGGAUCUGGGCAGCGAAUCCAUGAAGGUGGCCAUCGUCAAACCUGGAGUGCCCAUGGAAAUUGUCUUGAACAAGGAAUCCCGGAGGAAAACUCCAGUGACUGUAACCCUGAAAGAAAAUGAAAGAUUCUUUGGAGACAGUGCAGCAGGCAUGGCCAUCAAGAAUCCAAAGGCUACCCUGCGUUACUUCCAGCAUCUCCUGGGGAAGCAAGCAGAUAACCCCCAUGUGACCCUUUACCGGGCCCGUUUCCCAGAGCACGAGCUAAGCUUUGACCCACAGAGGCAGACUGUGUACUUCCAGAUCAGCCCGCAGCUGCAGUUCUCACCUGAGGAAGUACUGGGCAUGGUUCUUAAUUACUCCCGUUCCCUGGCUGAAGAUUUUGCAGAGCAGCCCAUCAAGGAUGCAGUAAUCACCGUGCCAGCAUUCUUCAACCAGGCCGAGCGCCGAGCAGUGCUGCAGGCUGCUCGCAUGGCUGGCCUCAAAGUGCUGCAGCUCAUCAAUGACAACACCGCCACCGCCCUCAGCUAUGGUGUCUUCCGCAGGAAAGAUAUCAACACCACUGCCCAGAAUGUUAUGUUCUAUGACAUGGGCUCAGGCAGCACUGUUUGUACCGUUGUGACUUACCAGACUGUGAAGACUAAAGAAGCCGGCAUGCAGCCACAGCUGCAGAUCCGGGGCGUAGGGUUUGACCGUACCCUGGGGGGCCUGGAGAUGGAGCUCCGACUGCGUGAGCACCUGGCUAAGCUGUUCAAUGAGCAGCGCAAGGGCCAGAGAGCAAAGGAUGUGCGGGAGAACCCACGUGCCAUGGCCAAGCUGUUACGUGAGGCUAAUCGGCUCAAAACCGUCCUGAGUGCCAAUGCGGACCACAUGGCACAGAUCGAGGGCCUGAUGGACGAUGUCGACUUCAAGGCAAAAGUGACUCGAGUGGAGUUUGAGGAGUUGUGUGCAGACCUGUUUGAGCGGGUGCCUGGGCCUGUACAGCAGGCCCUCCAGAGUGCCGAAAUGAGUUUGGACGAGAUUGAGCAGGUCAUCCUUGUGGGUGGGGCCACUCGGGUCCCCAAAGUUCAGGAGGUGCUGCUGAAGGCCGUGGGCAAGGAGGAGCUAGGAAAGAACAUCAACGCAGAUGAAGCGGCCGCCAUGGGGGCUGUGUACCAGGCAGCUGCACUCAGCAAAGCCUUCAAGGUGAAGCCAUUUGUAGUGCGAGAUGCAGUGGUCUACCCCAUCCUGGUGGAGUUCACAAGGGAGGUAGAGGAGGAGCCUGGGGUUCGUAGCCUGAAGCACAAUAAACGUGUACUCUUCUCCCGGAUGGGGCCUUACCCUCAACGCAAAGUCAUCACCUUUAACCGCUACAGCCAUGAUUUCAACUUCCACAUCAACUACGGUGACCUGGGCUUCCUGGGGCCUGAGGAUCUUCGGGUAUUUGGCUCCCAGAAUCUGACCACAGUGAAGCUGAAAGGUGUGGGUGAGAGCUUCAAGAAGUAUCCCGACCAUGAGUCCAAGGGCAUCAAGGCUCACUUCAACCUGGACGAGAGUGGUGUGCUCACUCUAGACAGGGUGGAGUCUGUAUUUGAGACAUUGGUGGAGGACAGCCCAGAAGAGGAGUCUACUCUCACCAAACUUGGCAACACCAUUUCCAGCCUGUUUGGAGGUGGUACCACACCAGAUGCCAAAGAGAAUGGUACUGAUACUGUCCAGGAGGAGGAGGAGAGCCCUGCUGAAGGGAGCAAGGACGAGCCUGGGGAGCAAGCAGAGGUCAAGGAGGAAGCUGAGGCCCCCGUGGAGGAUCCUUCUCAGUCCCCACCUUCUGAGUCUAAGGGUGAUGCAGUCCCUGAGGGAGAAAAGGUUGCAGAAAAAGAAAACGGGGACAAGUCUGAGGCCCAGAAACCAAGUGCGAAGGGGGAGGCCGGGCCCGAGGGCAUCCCUCCAGCCACAGAGGAGGAGAAGCAGCAGAAGCCUGCCCGGAAGCAGAAAAUGGUAGAGGAGAUCGGGGUGGAGCUGGUGGUUCUGGACCUGCCUGACUUGCUAGAGGAUGAGAUGGCUCGUUCAGUGCAGAAACUUCAAGACCUGACACUCCGAGACCUAGAGAAGCAGGAACGGGAGAAAGCCGCCAAUAGCUUAGAAGCUUUCAUCUUUGAGACCCAGGACAAGCUGUACCAUGCGGAGUACCAGGAAGUGUCCACCGAGGAACAGCGGGAGGAGAUCUCUCAGAAACUCAGCACCACGUCCACCUGGCUGGAGGACGAGGGCUUUGGGGCCACCACAGUGAUGUUGAAGGAGAAGCUGGCUGAGCUGCGGAAGCUGUGCCAAGGGCUGUUUUUCCGGGUGGAAGAGCGCAAGAAGUGGCCGGAACGGCUGUCUGCCCUCGAUAACCUCCUCAACCAUUCCAGCAUGUUCCUCAAGGGAGCCCGGCUCAUCCCAGAAAUGGACCAGAUCUUCACUGAGGUGGAGAUGACCACGUUAGAGAAAGUCAUCAAUGAGACCUGGGCCUGGAAGAACGCAACUAUGGCCGAGCAGGCCAAGCUUCCUGCCACUGAGAAGCCUGUGUUGCUCUCAAAAGACAUCGAGGCCAAGAUGAUGGCCUUGGACCGUGAGGUGCAGUAUCUGCUCAAUAAGGCCAAGUUUGCUAAGCCCCGGCCCCGGCCCAAGGACAAGAAUGGGACCCGGGCAGAGCCUCCCCUCAAUGCCAGUACCAGUGACCAGGGGGAGAAGGUCAUCCUUCCAGCAGGCCAGACUGAAGAUACAAAGCCCAUUUUAGAACCUGAGAAAGUAGUGCCUGCAGGAUCUGAACCAGUAGACACCGAGCCUCUGGAGUUAGGCGGUCCUGGAGCAGAACCUGAACAGGAGGAGCCACUGACGGGACAGAAGCGACCUUUGAAGAAUGAUGAACUAUAACCCCCACCUUACAUGUCCCUAUUCAUCUCCACCCCCUUCUCCUACCACCUCUAUUUAUUAAACAUUGAGGGUCAGGGGAGGGGGUGGUCCUGCCCUCAGGGGUUCAAGUUCCUUUUCUCUCACCUGAGAUUGGAGGUGUGGAGAAGGGGAGGGAAGGGACAGCUCAUCAGUUCCUUCUGGAGUAGCUCUGUGGUUAAAAACUGAAACUGUUCUUUCCCCAGUCCCACCCCCUGGUUCCCUACCCAUCCAGGCCCUAAAUUUGGGAAAAAUCACUAUUGUGUCUUAAUUCUUUUGUGGGUAGGUGAGAGAAUGAUGGACUGAGACCCGGUAGUGGGAAGGAUGUCCUGGGAUAUUGGAGAGUUUCCAGACUUCUCUGGCCGUCCUUCUUUCCCUCCUUUCUUCCACCAUGAAAUCCUUUUUGGGCCAGUGUCUAUAGAGCCUUGGUUACCAGGUUUGGUUUCUGAGUGCCUAUUCUCCCUCCAAGAUCUGUUUCCUUUGAAAUCCCGCCCCUCCCCCAUGGGCACCCCCUCCAUCUGCUCUUCCCACUGGUUUCCUGGGCUUCCUGGCGCAAGUCGGGGAGUCCUCUGCCCCUCGCCCAAAGCCCUUCCAUCUGGACUGGCUGGAGUAAAUCUGAAAUAUUCCUACCCACAUAUACUGCCCCUAGUGGCCGGAGAAGGCAGGGAGAAAGUGAAAAAGGGAAUCCACUGCCACUCCAGGGAGUGAGAUAUGUGAAAGCCCCAGAUCUCCCACCUGUGGGCUGUUGGUCCCAGGAACGCUGUGUGAAGUGGUUGGCAUGGGAUGCCAGCAUCCUGCAAGCACUGUCAAAAUCUGCAUCUUCCCUGUAACCUGGUCCCCAGGGUCCUGUGACAACCUGCCCCCUCUCCUGCUGUCCUCCCAGCUUGAGCCUUCCCCUCACCUCAUUAACUCCUGGGCUGACCAAAAUGUGCUUUCUACUGUGAGCCCCUAUCCCAAGACCCUGGGAGAAGGAGAGACCAAGGUGUGAAUGUAAAACUGCCACCUCACACUUUGAGACGGGCCUUGUGGGUGAAGGAAGUAGAUCAGGGGCUGGCCUUCCUCACAUGCAUUGCUCUGCUAGGAUGGGGGCCCCUCACCCACCAUGCAAAGCCUAGGGAGCCUGUCCUCCAGUAUUCCGUAUGUUGCAGGAGCUAGGGCUGCUGCCCCAGCUCCAGAACAAGGGCGAACCUGGUUGUGUCAGUCAUUUUGUCUUUUUUUUUUUUUUUUUUUUGCCACAUUGGCAGAGAUGAGACCUAAGGGUCCUAACCCCCACCCCCACCCCUUCCACUCUUUGUUUGAAUUCUUUCAUUAGCAGUUGAGGCUGGUUGGACAGGUUUGAGUCAAAUUGUACUUUGCUCCAUUGUUAAUUGAGAAACUUUCAAUAAAAUAUUCUUUUCUACAGUU
This is a messenger RNA of Galeopterus variegatus (Sunda flying lemur), 4592 nucleotides long. It is a transcript of the gene HYOU1, whose product is annotated as hypoxia up-regulated 1. Gene Ontology annotation, cellular component: endoplasmic reticulum chaperone complex. NCBI's taxonomy places the organism in Eukaryota, Metazoa, Chordata, Mammalia, Dermoptera, Cynocephalidae. Gene Ontology annotation, biological process: cellular response to hypoxia; negative regulation of hypoxia-induced intrinsic apoptotic signaling pathway; endoplasmic reticulum unfolded protein response. Gene Ontology annotation, molecular function: ATP binding; ATP-dependent protein folding chaperone. The record is from RefSeq and is a predicted model, not a curated record. Bases 171 to 3173 code for a protein of 1000 amino acids. The transcript has 26 exons.